Molecule: messenger RNA, 2448 nt
Organism: Antechinus flavipes (yellow-footed antechinus)
Lineage: Eukaryota; Metazoa; Chordata; Mammalia; Dasyuromorphia; Dasyuridae
Gene: LRRTM2
Product: leucine rich repeat transmembrane neuronal 2
Exons: 2
Coding region: 435-1985 (516 amino acids)
Cellular component (GO): extracellular matrix
Molecular function (GO): protein binding
Source: RefSeq, a predicted model, not a curated record
GCACAUAAGCAAAUCCAUUCUUGUACCGUUUCUCGGAAAAGCUUUUCAGUAAAUGCACUCAUGCUACUACAGGAGCUUCUCGCUGCAAUAAGCUACCCAUCUGCCAUCAACAAGUUAAGACUAAGAGAACUAACAGCUGUGCAAAAGGAAGACCAAAGCUUCAAUUAAACAGCCGAACAGACGCAGGAAGAGAAAAAUAAAACUUAUAUUCAGUACUGAUUCAAGAAUUACAGAGCUGUCACAGAAAAUCAAGCCAAUGAAUUCAAAAGGAAUAUCCUAAAGGGGAAAAAAAGCCUGGUGGAUUCAAUUUUACCCUGAUAUCCUAGGAUACUGAAAAAGAGUAAAUUAUUCAAAAGCGACUGAAUGUUCGAGCCUUUUUCAGACUCACUGCUUUGAGUCUACGACUGAAUGCAACCUCCAAUGUGCUCAAAAGAAUGGGCUUACAUUUCAAGUGGCCAUUAGGGGCUCCUAUGCUGGCAGCACUAUAUGCAAUGAGUGUGGUUUUAAAAAUGCUGCCUGCCUUGGGCAUGGCUUGUCCACCAAAAUGCCGCUGCGAGAAGCUGCUCUUUUACUGUGACUCUCAGGGGUUUCACUCAGUGCCAAACAACACUGACAAGGGCUCUCUAGGUUUGUCACUGAGGCACAAUCACAUUUCUGAACUUGAAAGGGAUCAAUUUGCAAGCUUCAGUCAACUUACUUGGCUCCACUUAGAUCAUAAUCAAAUUUCAACAGUUAAAGAAGAUUCUUUUCAAGGACUCUAUAAACUUAAGGAAUUAAUCCUAAGUUCCAACAAAAUAUCUUACUUGCCAAACACAACUUUUAGUCAACUGCUUAACCUGCAAAAUUUGGACCUGUCUUUUAAUCAGUUAUCAUCUCUGCAUCCAGAAUUGUUCUAUGGCCUUCGGAAGCUGCAAACCUUACAUUUGCGUUCCAAUUCCCUGCGGACCAUUCCUGUUCGCCUUUUCUGGGACUGUCGUAGUCUGGAGUUUCUUGAUUUGAGCACAAAUCGUUUGCGAAGUUUGGCUCGCAAUGGAUUUGCAGGAUUAAUCAAACUGAGAGAGCUUCACCUAGAGCACAACCAGCUGACAAAGAUUAAUUUUGCUCAUUUCCUACGGCUAAGCAGUCUGCACACGCUCUUCUUACAGUGGAACAAAAUUAGCAACUUGACAUGUGGGAUGGAGUGGACCUGGGGCACCAUAGAAAAGCUUGAUUUGACUGGAAAUGAAAUCAAAGCCAUCGAUUUCACAGUGUUUGAGACCAUGCCUAAUCUUAAAAUACUUCUAAUGGAUAACAAUAAGCUACACAGCCUGGAUUCCAAGAUCUUAAAUUCUCUCAGAUCCUUAACUACAGUUGGUCUCUCUGGCAAUCUGUGGGAAUGCAGCCCCAAAAUAUGUGCACUGGCCACAUGGUUGAGUGGCUUCCAAGGUCGGUGGGAGCACUCAAUACUGUGCCACAGCCCAGACCACACCCAGGGAGAAGAUAUUCUAGAUGCAGUUUAUGGAUUUCAGCUUUGCUGGAAUUUAUCAACUACUGUCACUGCCAUGGCCACAAGUUAUAAAGAUCCAACCACUGAAUACACAAAAAGAAUAAGCUCAUCAAGUUACCAUGUGGGAGACAAAGAAAUCCCAACUACUGCAGGCAUAGCAGUUACUACUGAUGAACACUUUCCUGAACCAGACAAUGCCAUCUUCACUCAGCGGGUAAUUACAGGAACAAUGGCUUUAUUGUUUUCUUUCUUUUUUAUUAUUUUUAUAGUGUUCAUCUCCAGGAAAUGCUGCCCUCCUACUUUAAGAAGAAUUAGGCAGUGUUCAAUGAUUCAGAAUCACAGGCAACUCCGAUCCCAAACACGACUCCAUAUGUCAAAUAUGUCAGACCAAGGACCAUAUAAUGAGUAUGAACCCACCCAUGAAGGACCUUUCAUCAUCAUUAAUGGUUAUGGACAGUGCAAGUGUCAGCAGCUGCCAUAUAAAGAAUGUGAAGUAUAAUACCUACAAGUCAUCAAAAAUUACAUCAGAUAAGUAACCUAUUUUAAAUUGUAGGGGGCUAAAUAUAUAACUAAUUUUUACAAAUGGUGACAUUAAGCCUAAUUUUCCAAAACAAGUGGAGACAUAGUUUUUGAAGUGGUGAAGUAUUUUUUAUUUUUAUUUUUUAAAUGGAACCAUAUUUUAAGUGUUAAAAGAAGCAAUGAUUACAUUACUUUGCACUCCUAUUUGGAAAUCUAAAAAUGCUCACUUCAAAAUAAUGUAAGAUGUUUCAUGUUAUGUAAUUAUACCAUCAUGUGUAAACAUUUAUACUAACGUCUCCAAUGUGCUACUUUUUUUCUACUGGAAACGGUCUGGAAAAAGGAGUGAGCAUGAAAGAAUACAGAUGGUAAUCUGUUCCACUGUGGCUAUCUGAUCCUCAUGUAUUACAGCUGGCUCACUAACUAUAAAGGAAGACUUAAUGAAA